This is a messenger RNA of Sorex fumeus (smoky shrew), 3538 nucleotides long. It is a transcript of the gene PIP4K2B, whose product is annotated as phosphatidylinositol-5-phosphate 4-kinase type 2 beta. NCBI's taxonomy places the organism in Eukaryota, Metazoa, Chordata, Mammalia, Eulipotyphla, Soricidae. Gene Ontology annotation, molecular function: phosphatidylinositol kinase activity. The coding region runs from base 383 to 1633 and encodes 416 amino acids. Gene Ontology annotation, biological process: phosphatidylinositol metabolic process. The transcript is spliced from 10 exons. The record is from RefSeq and is a predicted model, not a curated record.
CGUCGGGCGGCGGGAGCGAGCCCGGCCCUGGCGCGGCGGGGCCCGCGCGGGAGGCGCUCCCGCGAGAGACGGCGAGAGCUGCCGGGCGCUGCCUGCUCCCCGCCCCGGCACGCGGCUCGGCGCGCGCGGACGCCGGCGGGGCGCUGUCAGGCCCGGGGAGGAGGGGCGGGAGGGUGGCCGCUGCCUCCCCGGGACGGGCCGUACCACCCGGGCGGGGAGGAGCGGGCCGGGGGCGGGGCGGGGCGGGAGGUAGCGGGCCGGGCGCGACCAUGGCGUGCUGAGGCGGCGGGGGUGGGCUCGGUCCGGGGGAGGCCUGGGGCCGCGGGCUUGUGCGCCGUCUCGGCCACCCCCUGUCGCCGCCGCCGCCGCCGCCGCCCCGGGCAUGUCGUCCAACUGCACCAGCACCACGGCGGUGGCGGUGGCGCCGCUCAGCGCCAGCAAGACCAAGACCAAGAAGAAGCAUUUCGUGUGCCAGAAAGUGAAGCUAUUCCGGGCCAGCGAGCCGAUCCUCAGCGUCCUGAUGUGGGGGGUGAACCACACGAUCAACGAACUGAGCAAUGUCCCCGUCCCAGUCAUGUUGAUGCCGGAUGACUUCAAAGCAUACAGCAAGAUCAAGGUGGACAAUCAUCUCUUCAACAAGGAGAAUCUCCCCAGCCGCUUUAAGUUUAAGGAGUACUGCCCCAUGGUGUUCAGAAACCUCCGGGAGAGGUUUGGGAUUGAUGAUCAGGAUUACCAGAAUUCGGUGACACGCAGUGCCCCAAUCAACAGCGACAGCCAGGGCCGGUGUGGCACGCGCUUCCUCACCACCUAUGACCGGCGCUUUGUCAUCAAGACUGUGUCCAGCGAGGAUGUGGCCGAGAUGCACAACAUCUUAAAGAAAUACCACCAGUUCAUCGUCGAGUGCCACGGCAGCACGCUCUUGCCGCAGUUCCUGGGCAUGUACCGCCUGACCGUGGAUGGCGUGGAGACCUACAUGGUGGUCACCAGGAACGUGUUCAGCCACCGGCUCACCGUCCACCGCAAGUAUGACCUCAAGGGGUCCACGGUUGCCCGAGAAGCCAGCGACAAGGAGAAGGCCAAGGACUUGCCGACAUUCAAAGACAACGACUUCCUCAACGAAGGGCAGAAACUGCAUGUGGGAGAGGAGAGUAAAAAGAACUUCCUGGAAAAACUGAAACGGGAUGUUGAGUUCCUGGCGCAGCUGAAGAUCAUGGACUACAGCCUGCUGGUGGGCAUCCACGACGUGGACCGGGCCGAGCAGGAGGAGAUGGAGGUGGAGGAGCGGGCGGAGGAGGAGGAGAGCGAGAACGACGGCGUGGGCGGGAACCUGCUCUGCUCCUACGGCACUCCUCCCGACAGCCCAGGCAACCUCCUCAGCUUCCCCCGCUUCUUUGGGCCUGGGGAAUUUGACCCUUCUGUCGACGUCUACGCCAUGAAAAGCCACGAAAGGGCCCCCAAGAAGGAGGUCUACUUCAUGGCCAUCAUUGACAUCCUCACACCAUACGACGCGAAGAAGAAAGCCGCUCAUGCAGCCAAGACAGUGAAACACGGGGCGGGGGCCGAGAUCUCAACAGUGAACCCCGAGCAGUACUCCAAACGCUUCAACGAGUUCAUGUCCAACAUCCUGACGUAGUUACCUGCGGCUUCAGCCAGAGCCAGAGACCUGGCCGUGGAGUCCGGGCCUGCGGAGGGGGAGGGUGUGCUGGGGCCGGCCGGGAGGGCGGGGAGCAGCAGGGUCCUCACAGUGUCCCUGCGCCAACAGGGUGUGGCAUCGACUUCUGCUUUCCCGGGACUUUGUUCCCCCUUUGACCCAGGUUCAAAAGGGGUUUCCUGUGUGAUCUUGUAACCUUUCACGAACCCUUGGGGCUAGAGAUGAUGAUUUUAUGGGUUUAUUGGGUUUUGUUUCUGGACUCUCAUUGCUCCAGGUUUGCUAUUUAUAAUGAUGUAUGUCAUCACCCUCUCCACCUCCCAUCCCUGCCCUGCUGUCAGCUCCCUCAGUUAAAGAGGCACCCCAGGGACCCCACCCAGGGUCCUCUCAGAACAAAGCGCUGACACCAGUGAGGAGAUAGAUGCCUCCGCCUGUGUUUCGGCCUUGGCAUCACCCCCUCCCGCUUCAGCCAAGUGCCCCGUCAGAGACCUGGGCUGCCUCCCCAUGCUUUUCUCCCAAAGGAUCACUCCAGACCAUCGCUGCAUCUCGGAGCAGAGUGCAGAGGGAGUCCGUCCUCAUGGGAUGGCAGGAACGGCCAUGGAGCGCCCGCGAUGGUCACCAAACUGCACACUCAGUGUCCUUCCACAAACCUGCACUCCGUGGGGCCCAGGAACUAAAGCCCUUGGCUGUAACAGGACCCGGGACUGGAGUUUCUUGUGCCUCCAUUUACUUCUGACCUGCUCCCGGACACCCUCACUGGUAGAUGACCUUUUUGUGGGGCAGAUCUCCAUAACUUGGGGUGCUCCUCGCAGAGAUACCUCUUGAAGUCCAGAGCUCCAUGUGGAUACUCCGGCUCCCUGUGCCUGUGGACAUUUACCGGGAUGGUCAUGGCCAGCUGGGAAUAGUGCUCGCGCCUUGGGGUUGCUCUGUCCCCUGAGGAUGUGCUCCAAGGGGUCCCCAUUAGAAGCUCCCCAGGUGGUCCUGCCUGGCUUUGAGCAGAUGUUCUCCCCAGACCACCCCAGGAGAGGCCUCUGGAGCGCCCUGCUGUGUCCACCCCUUUCUGAGCCUUCCCUUAAGCCUGGGAAUGGAGCAGACCCUGCGGGGUGGCUGCAGAGCUGUCUGGUCCAGCUGGGUGCUCGCAACCCACUUGUUCUGCUUCUCCAGGAACUGCCACCUGGGGGAAACAAGCUGACACUUGGGGAGAAAGUGAAUGGAUCUCUCUGAACAAACAGUUUGCUUUCCCCGGGCUCCGGCCAGCUUCCAGAGCAGGAGUGCCCACUGCCUGUUACCCCUCGGGGAACUGGAGAGUGUUCUGGGGCUGUCUGCGCCCUCCUGGAAGCAGCGGCCACCCUGCUCCCUGCCUAGGCAGGAGCCACCGGCAUCUGAGCGUCAGUAGCAAAACCACCCAGCAAUCUGGAGAAAGAACUUAGGUCCAGUGGUCCCAGCGAGAACAGGAACUUCAGAAAGGGGUCGUAGGACGUUUGGACUUGGUUUCCCCACCUGCUAAUCAAGAACAAACAUUUGGACUUGCUGGAGCCUGGCGCCCCCCAGGCCUGGGCUCCCCCGCUUGCGAAUCAUGUUGCCAUAUUGUACGAAAUGAAACAAUCAGUGAACCAGUAGCAGAGGGGCUACCUACCAGCUCUCUGACUUCAUUAACAUUGAGUUUUUGUUUCCUGGUCGGUUGGUUUUAGUAUAUUGUUUACAUUCUGUGAGGUAGCAUCGUCUCAAACGCUCCCUUCCCCCCCUAACAGUAUUGUUGUUUGGGCGGAAACAUUUGAGCUGUGAUUUGGUGGAUUCAGAUUUUUUUUUAAAGGUCAUUCAUUUCUUCAAAACCAUGGGUUUGCCUCUACUUCCUUAAGCAUUCUAAUGUUUAAAGGCUAUUUAUCUUGA